Messenger RNA from Lachancea meyersii CBS 8951, 1761 nucleotides. Lineage: Eukaryota; Fungi; Ascomycota; Saccharomycetes; Saccharomycetales; Saccharomycetaceae. The record is from the annotation of a GenBank genome assembly.
AUGUCAUUUCGUGUUUCGAAGUCCGAAUGGCGCUCGAUCGAGGCAGAAAAGGACCAAAAUGCGCAAAAUAUGGAGUGCAUUCCAGAAAACGAAGGCGAUGAGGUUCAGGAAUCUCGCUUGCAAAGUCUUGUUUCCUUACUGACUAGCUCUCCUUAUGACGUUUUUUUGAUGCUGAAUGAGCACAUUGAAAGUGUAGAUUGGGAUUCAAAGGCCGAAACCUUGGCCAAACCCAUUGGCAACUUUUUGACAAUGUUGUUUUUCGUUACGCGGCUUCUCCAGGACAAUUUGAUCCAGCCAAACAUUCAUAAUAUCGGUAAAAAGCACGAUUCGUUUGAUUUGUCAAAGUCUAAGAUCCUUCAGGACGUUGAGUUUUGGUCACACACCGCUACAACAGAAAUCUCUGACCGUCAUCUUGACUGGUACUGGGAGCUCUUGGGUUUUAUGAACAUUUUGUUGCAAUUCUCGUGCUGUAUUCUGCUGCUUGCUAAUAUGCUGAUCUCCUAUAAAUUUUUGCAUGCCAGAUAUCAAGUCUACUCUCUGUUCUAUUGUCAAUCGCGGCCUCGGUCUAAAAACGUUACCAAAAGAUCUCUCAACGACUUGGGUUACCGCUCGCUUCAUGACAUUUCUAGAGGCUCGUUGUGGUACAUGGUUAAAGCGAUGUUUUGGCAUAAGAAAAUCAAGGGCCCAGAGCAGCCUUUGGGGAAGUGUUACUACGACCUGCGAAAAUGGGCUCCUGGUAAAUUCUGUGCAGCGCUCUUCAGUACUUUCUCGCCGAUAUGCUUGAUUUUUCUCACAGUGAUGGACGUAUCAUUCUUCGCUGCUUUGCCGGUCUUGGCUCAUCAAUACAUCUCGUUCUUGCUCAUCUAUGAGCGCUAUGAGGACAGAUUGGACGAUGAAGCUUGUCUAUCUGAGGCCAAUCACGCGGAGAUUUACGAAAAGAUAAUCAAACCCAAAAGUGCAGUAAAAACGCAAGAUGCGAUGGUGGACGCGACCCCGUAUGGAGGCAGAUCGGCUGUGUUUUUUCCCUCUUUCACGACAACAAGAUCACACAUCUUUCAGACUCAUACUGUAUUGGGUGAUGUGAUAACGGAGCGUUAUAAUCCUGCCACCGAUGUCUUCGAAGAUGUUGAAACUACCAAUGUCGCUCGCAACUAUGUGAGCCGUGAUUCGAUCCAUUUACAAGACAGAACGCCACGAGAAAAAGUAAUCAAUGGCGCCUCUGUCCGCCCCAUGUUUUGGAGUCGACAACCGAGCCCUAGCAAGAACGGUACGCCCUCGAAAUUUCUGCAUAAUAAGGCGUCGCCUACAUCUGCUCCUCUAACUCCGAACUUGAAGCCCUUAAAUGGGGCUGAUGUUUCCAUGAUGAAUAACACAUUUGGCAUGAUGAAUAGGACGGGCAGCACAAAUCAUGAUAUGUGCAUUUCACGGAGUAUCAACAAUUCGAGAAUUCGGCGGAAUUCAACCAGCCCUAUAAAACCUGUGGGAUAUAUGAGCGCAGCAGGACUGCGUAACAUCCAUAGGCCUGUGAUGGAAGGGGACACGUCCAUCUCAUUUAGCAUAGAUGGCACUCAUACAGAACUUCCGUUCGAAGAGGUUGUUCGUCGAGGUCGUCGUACGCACAUCGAUAGCCGUUUCACAAGGGACGCUCCCGUUGGCCGAUCGUCUGCUGCAUCAUCUCGCCACAGCAGUAUAAGCCCUAUAAAGGGCGGUAACCAUUCUUUCAGAGGUGAUGUCUCGGACACAAGACCGCCAUUCAGGUAA